Molecule: messenger RNA, 957 nt
Organism: Salvia splendens (bonfire salvia)
Lineage: Eukaryota; Viridiplantae; Streptophyta; Magnoliopsida; Lamiales; Lamiaceae
Exons: 1
Coding region: 1-957 (318 amino acids)
Source: RefSeq, a predicted model, not a curated record
AUGGCCGAGGCAAGCUCGGACCCGAGGGACAAAGGGCGCUGGAGGGCCGAGUCAUCCGGCACGAUAACCGGGGAUAAACAAGAGGGCUCGCCUAGCAACGUUGGGCCCGGCGGGACCAGAGCCGCUGAGGGGCACACGACCAACCCAAGGUCCAUGGCGGAUAUGGUUCGGGAAGGUCCGAGCUUCAAGGGUCACCAAGCCUUUGUCCCAGAAAAUAUUCUAAAUAUUGGCUAUGCUACCACAUCAAAUGGGCUCCCGACGAUUUAUUUCUCAUCAUCGGAGUCACAAAAAUUGGCAACGAGUCUCGGCCAUGCUAUCGUUGGUAAGUUCUCCCAUUCUAUUCCGGCAUCGCACCAAAUACAAAAAGCACUUGAUAACAUCAAAUUCAGUCGAGGCUUUACAUGGAAGUAUAUUAAUGCAAAACAUGUUCUUUUUCAGUUUGAGGAUAUUGCGGACUAUGCUAGGCUGCUUGGUGGCCCCAAGGGGACCCCGGUGUGGUAUGUUGAUCGACAUCCUAUGCGAGUCUUCAAAUGGGCGCCAGAUUUUGAUGCAUAUUGUGAAUCCCCGAUAGCGGUAAUUUGGUGUAACCUAAUUGGCCUCCCCAUCCACCUGUUUGACCAAUCAGCUGUUUUUGCCAUCGGAAAACUCCUUGGGACCCCUAUCCAAGUGGAUCGAGCUACAGCCAACAAGACACGACUAUCCUUUGCCCGAAUUUGCAUCGAGAUUGACAUAACGAAGCCACCACCCGAGGAGAUUAUCCUUGACAUUUGUGGGCAUGAAAUCGUGCAACAAGUGAGGUGGGAUAAGAUCCCGGCAUAUUGUAGUGAGUGUAGGCACGUGGGGCAUAAAAGUGAGGCUUGUUAUGCGGCGGGUAAAGCGGUCCGACCCCCGAAGAGGAACUACAAUAUUACCACGCCGAAACCGCCACACCAAGGUGCCCAAGGUUCGAAGGGAUGA